Messenger RNA from Rotaria sp. Silwood1, 1140 nucleotides. NCBI's taxonomy places the organism in Eukaryota, Metazoa, Rotifera, Eurotatoria, Philodinida, Philodinidae. The record is from the annotation of a GenBank genome assembly.
AUGUCGCUGACUCGAUUAAGUAUAUGGCUCGGAGUUUUUUCAAGCAUACCAUUAACAUUAUUAAAACAUAUACAUAAUUUAAUACCAACAAAAACAAAAAUUAUACAAGCAUUAGCCGAUGCUGGUUAUGUUAAAGAUUGGCCACCAGAUUCUGAAGGUGGCUCUUUAUUUGAUGGAUCCUUUCAAAAAUUAGAUGAUUUUUUACAUUGUGCAGAAAUCUUCUAUUUGGUUGGUACUUUGCUUUUAUGUUUAAUACUAAUUUUUGAUUGGAUUUCAUAUAAAUAUAAAUCAAAGGCACGGAAAUGGCUUAUCGGAAGUCAGAUAACAUCAUUUCUUGCAUUGAUUGUUAUAUUUAUUGCCGUUAUAUUACCAUCAGUACCCAAUUAUGUUGAAGCUGCUAAUUUAAAUACGGUUUGUCAAAAAUGUGGUGCAGCAAAAUUCGAUGAAUUAAUACAAAAAAUGUUUGGUGGUGUAAUUGGUACGGCAGCUCAAAUUUAUCUGUUAUUAAAUUUAUUUCCUGUCUUAUUGUCAAUAUCACCAACGGCAAUUCGUGUCGCUACCUUAUCAUUGAAUGAUUUAACGAAUUAUUAUGAAAAAAGGUUUCUAUCCGUAAGGAUGAAGGAAAAUAAAAGUGGCGAGGAUGAUAAUAAUGAUUAUGAAAAUCAUAAGAAUCCAAAACAAUCAGAUAUAAUUGCCUAUGAAGAAAAAUCACGACAGCUAUUACGAUUGAUACAUUUAUCAGCAUUUAUUUCACCAAUACUGAUUGCAUUACCUUUGUCACUAAUCUAUCAAAUAUUAAGAUAUCAAGAUAUUUCUAGCAGUUUACCAACAACUUUAGGCGUCUUAAUUGCCUCGUUUAUCCUUGUUCCAAUAUUUUUAGAAUUACCAAUGACUGCUACAAUUAAAACUUAUAAAACUAAUUAUUAUAUGUAUUUAUUUGCAUAUAUUGGUAUAUUUAUUGGUAUCAUCGGUUAUUUAUAUACACUUAAGCCUUUACAAAAUGUAAUAACCAAACAAUUAAAGUCACCGGAAUUUUAUUUAACAUUAAUAGCCGAAAUAUCUGUUAGUAAUGUUAUCUUUGGAAAUUUAAUUUCAUUUUGUAUAAACUUUUACAACGAACCCCAUCUCAAUGAGCCAUAG